AUGGAACACACUACCAGUAAAAGCUCCGAUGCCGAGGAUACCGAAGAGAAUGAUGUUAGCUCGGAAACAUCCAGCAUUCGGUAUGAUCAUGAGCCAUUCGAAACGUUUCGCGAAAAGAUUGGAGCAGUGGCAGCUGAAUUGCUCGACACAGAAGUGAACUGCAUCGACGUCGAACGCAUGAAAGGCGGAAGCUCCAAUCGCGUAGUUGGCUUUCAAGCGCAUGCACUCAAGACGAAGCGGCAUUGUUCUAAUUGGCUGCAGAAAUGCCUCCGAAUUUUCCAGCGAGGCCAGACCCAGGCCGUUCCGGACAAGUACAUUGUUCGCAUCUCACGAUACGACAGCAAAGAUCUGGAACGACAGCUCGCGAUAUUGAAGGUUGCGAAAGACAGACUACCGCUGCCAGUUCCAGAGGUUAUGGGAUAUGACCUGACUAGCGAUAACAUUCUUGGAAAACCUUACAUGAUUCAGAAGCGCAUACCUGGACGCCUAGUCACCAGCAUGCUCCAAGAAUUGAAUCUGGAGCAGAAGGUGAGCGUUGCAAAGCAAGUCACUGGGCUUGUCUCUCGCAUCGCGUCAUUGAAAGCCGCAUCUGGUGAAAUAAGUGUGGAUAAUCUCACAGCGGCCACAUCUGAACCUGUAUGCGUCGAUAAAUACGGCGUUCCUCGCGGUGAGACGGUCAAGGCGACACCUCAAAAGCCCAUCGAUCAUUUACUUGACCAAUGCGAAAUAUGGCGUCAGUUCCAGAUCUCCAAGGGCUACUGCUUUGAAGAUAUUUGGGACAGUUUCGUAGCGAUCUCCAGAGCUCUCGAAGCGCGCGGCUUCCUUGGCGAAGAGUGCGUUCUUGUUCACGGGGAUUUCCGCGAGUACAAUAUCCUCGCAAACAUUUGCAGUCCUACUGGAGUACACAUCACUGGUAUCAUCGAUUGGGAUGAUGCUCAUUUCGCGCCCUCCUUCAUGGCAUAUCGCUCCCCUUUUUGGCUGUGGACAGCAGAAGAUGCAGAGUCUGAUGUUACAGAGGAUGAGAAGACGGCUUUGUUGGACCCUGUCAAUGAAGAAGAUCAGAUCAUGAAACAGACGUUCUUAGAUUAUGCGUCGCAAGAGUAUAAGCGGCUUGCAUUUGCGCCCGAAGCUAUGCUGGCACGGCGCAUGUACCAUCUUCUGAGGAAAGGCAUCUUUGGCGACUGGAGUAUGAUGGAGGCAGACGCUGUCAUUAGCGAGUGGGAUGAACUGCAUCCUGAAGACGCCGUUGUGGUAAUUGACGAUGAGAUUGACGUAGAAAGCGAGGCAGAAGCAAAUGAAACUUAG
This is a messenger RNA of Parastagonospora nodorum SN15, 1305 nucleotides long. RefSeq lists its product as hypothetical. The coding region runs from base 1 to 1305 and encodes 434 amino acids. NCBI's taxonomy places the organism in Eukaryota, Fungi, Ascomycota, Dothideomycetes, Pleosporales, Phaeosphaeriaceae. The record is from RefSeq and is a predicted model, not a curated record. The transcript has a single exon.